Messenger RNA from Pseudocercospora fijiensis CIRAD86, 5181 nucleotides. RefSeq lists its product as uncharacterized. Gene Ontology annotation, molecular function: protein binding. Gene Ontology annotation, cellular component: TORC2 complex; TORC1 complex. Gene Ontology annotation, biological process: TOR signaling; regulation of actin cytoskeleton organization. NCBI's taxonomy places the organism in Eukaryota, Fungi, Ascomycota, Dothideomycetes, Mycosphaerellales, Mycosphaerellaceae. The record is from RefSeq and is a predicted model, not a curated record. Bases 1 to 5181 code for a protein of 1726 amino acids. The transcript has 7 exons.
AUGAACGGAAUCGUUGAAGGAAGGACUGGUUUUGACAUGGAGAAUAGGAAGUGUGCGAAUGCUGAUGAAGAGAGGAGGCUGAGGAGGUUACAUGACCUGCUUGCCGACACCAUAGGCUUGAAUAUCUUGAAGCUUGAGAAUAGAAAUCUGGCCUCAGAAUUCUUGCUUCCUCCAUGGGGCGUCACCUUGAGGCUCCGUCGUCACUCGCAAAUGCAAGCCUUGUCUUACAUAUGCUCACAACUGUACGAUUGUGGACAUGCUCUUUCUGUGAUCGCGAACUGUCGGCUGCGUACACUGCCCUUUCAGACUGAAGCCUUGGGCAAGUAUUGUGGGAUAUUCACGCCGAUGGUGAUCAAGCAAAUGAUAGCAGUUCUCGGCAGGCACAAAGGUGAUGCACUGCCGAUCCAGACACUUCAGGAGGAAGUCGAUGAGGCUCUCGGCAAGGCUGAGAUAGAGGGGCGCCACUUUCGAUUCUAUAUGUGGUUCGGGCAGAAAAACACGAUUGAUAGAAUAUAUGCUGCCGCGCCGCGCCGCGCCUACGCGCCCCACUUCACUUCAACUUCGCGCAACACUCGCGUUGGUCGCGACAUUGGCUUUCACCCACACCGCACCUUCACACUUGACUUUGACUCAAUUGCACAGCGUGGAAAUGGUCUGCUGUCAACUACUAACAGCUUUCACUUAGAACGCUGUACGGCUUUUCACGGCGAUGCUCCUCACCGCAACCACUGCACGACCUCGUGGGCGCCGAUGAUGGAGAUCAUCGACCUGACCUCCGAUGCAGAAGACGAGUCACCUUCCAAGGUCCUGAAAUCAUUCAAGCCACGGAAAGAUACCCGUAAAGAGCAAGGACGGUUGAAAGAGCGCAACGUGAAUGGGCAAAUUACACCUCACAGUACGGGUUUGGCAACGAAGUCGCUCGAUGUCUCGCAUGGUCAGCAAAGUGGAAGUGACCUUGGCCGUGCCUCGGAAGUGCGCAGACCCUCGUCAUCCAUAAACGGCGCAACUUCAACUUCAGUGCGGCCUACACCAGCUCCCAGAAAUGGACCGACAAGUGGAUCCCGUACUGCUCAGAAAGAUGUGGCUUCGCAAAGAGGCUUUUUGUCCAAGGCACAUGAAGCCGCGCUUGGCACGCCUGCCAGGAGACUGAGUAUGGAGCUCAAGGACAUCGAUCAGAACCUACAGAAAUCGAUGCGGCAAUCUGAGGCUGAGAGACAGGAAAGACUUACAAAGGCGAACAUGUUCCAAGAGCGCCGCGUGUCAGCCAACACUUCGUCAAACCCUUUGACAGCUGUAACGGCAGCCAUUGCAGCGAAGAGCAGAGAUUCGGGCAGUGCAGGGCGGACCAAGGCCCACGGUGACUUCUUCAGCCUGUAUAAGAAUGGACAGAACGCCCCAUCGAACGUGGACAGGAUCAAGCCCCCGACCUUCUUUGAGAACGCAAGAGUAGCUCCGAAUGAGCAGCGACAUACGGGACCAGUGCUAUCCGGUCCCGGCAUUGCUAUUAGCAGAUUGACUCACACGCAGCCGCAGACAGACUCACCCUCAACGAAGAAUGGGUUCAAACGUCCUUACUCGGACGAUUCUCCUAAAAUCGCCCAAAAGCCUGUCACUAAGCGGCCUCGCACUGCAGAGACAGACGUCAGUCUGAGCGAGCUGUUGCAGCAUGCCAACAGCCAGACAAAAACAGCGCAGCAGACUAGCGAACCCUCGCAACGGAAAGCACCUGCAAGUAAGCGCCAAAGUGUAUUGAACGAUGUUACCGACAGGAACUUCGAGCGCAUUUCGUACAGUGACGAGCCAGAGCCAGAGCCAGCUCCACUAAGCACGUCUCGGCCGCACAAAUUAGAUCUGAUACAGUCGAUACUCUCAAAGCUUCCGGACUUGCCGCCGAACAAGCCAACAUCACAGCGUACUGGCAAAGACUUGGGAAACAAAUUCGGACAGGAGUACACCGCUGAGGAAGACAUUCUUCUAAAGCGACUCAAGGAAGUCGACCAGGUGACAUGGCAUGACAUGCCCAAGCAUUUUGAGGGCCGAACAGCGGCCUCUCUGCAGACUCGAUACUCAAAUAAGCUGAAAGGUAAACUUUUCCCAGCGAGCAGUCCCUCUCCGGCCGUCGACAAAGAGCCUGCGCCAGAAUCCGCUGCAGUUUCGUCGCAAUUGCAGCCGAGGCCGCGGCGUCCUUCGCCUGCCGAGCAGCAUCAGAAGGCAUCUAAACCCACCGUCAUCGCAUCAACUCCAGGACCUAAGAAGCCGGGGGGAAGGUAUUCUGACGAGGAUGAUGCCUUGAUACGCACCCUCAAGGAAGUCAACAAAUUGAGCUUCGAAGAGAUGCUGCGAUAUUUCCCGGAACGUGCUGCCGGAUCGCUCGCUGUACGCUACUACACGAAAAGCAAAUUCGUUGCGCUUCUGCCAAACGAUCAUCCUCGCAUGGUUCCUCUGGAAAGAGCAGAUUCGCAGGAAUAUGCUGAGCAGCCCAAAGUCAAGCGCCAGAGACGGAGCGCACCUGCGGCGACUGAGGGCGUUGUGUCCUGGAAUACUGCUCGGUCCAUUAUGAGGAAUGAUACUCCAGCGAGCGAAAGCGUCGAUAUAUACGCAAAGACUGCGCCUGAUUCUAGCGCCUUUCUCAAUCAAGACAUUGCGUUUCCAAAGUCUGUAACUCAAAUCCUGCGCCAGCGAGAGACUGGCAGCACAGGGGGCCGCCGUUCGUGGACUUCGUCUAGGUGCUCCGUACCUGAGGAGCUUAAAAACCAUGCCUUGGAUGACUACACCUUGCAAAAGUUCUAUCACGGCACCUCAGGCGACGUCGUGGGCCUAUCUUGGUCCGAGUCUGGAAAGUACUUCGCUGCUGGAUCCAUUGCGAUUACCGAUGCCCAAUCUCAACAGUACAAUAUGAGUCGUAACCUGCUGGUCGGCGACAAUGAGCGCGGUGAGCUACAAGAGUUGUCAGAUCACCAUGUGCCGCGCCCAGUCAUCAGUGAAGCCAACAAUGUCAACGCGCUGCGUUCAAUGCAACAAUCACAAGAUUCUCGAUUGUUCAUGACUGUCACAAGCACGGCUUUCUCUCAAGUACAAGAUCGCGAGCCUUGGUUGUUUACAGCUGGAACCGACAGGAUGCUAAGAAAGUACACCAUCAAGGACUGUUCGUCAGGCGAGCGAAGCGGUAUCAGAGAGACCAAAGCGAGCUAUGCUGUCGAGCACUGUGCUUCAGUAGAUCUUCUGGCCAUGCAUCCAGACGGCCUAGUUGCUACAGGAUGCCAUGCAGCAGGCGACAGCAUUAAGGUCUUUGAUUGUGAACGCGACGACUAUGGCUGUAAGUUUACCGGCUCUCCGAAUCGUAGUGACCUUCAGACCUCAGCCGCUAUAUAUCCCUCGGCCUUGAAAUGGGGAGAGCACCCUGUCCAUCGGCGCUUUCUCCUUGCCGGAUUUUCAGGAGAUGAAGACAAGCAGCUAGCGGGAGAGACUGCUUUAUGGGAUGUCGAAUAUGGUCGACGAGAAGAGAUGAUUGGCACAACGCGCAACGUAUUUGACGUUGCCUGGAACCCCUGUCCUAGUGCGGCUUCUGUAGCAUUUGGCGUGGCGUCCAACCCGAGUUCCAUCAACCUUGGUAGAGGUAUGCGCACUGCUAUACAGUGUUUUGCUCCGCUCGAUACUGGAAUCAGAAGAGUCAUCACUUGGGAGUGCCCAGCCUUGGACAUCAAUGAUCUUGUCUUCUGCCCUCACGAUGACAACCUAGUCGCUGCGGGCGCUACCAAUGGCAAAGUCUACAUUUGGGACAAACGCUGGGCUGGACAGCAUCAAAAGCCGUGGCACAUACUGUCUCAUGGCGAGUCGUUGAACGUACUCCCUCACGAUCGUGCUCGAGAAGAGACAGAUACUGGCGUCCGUUUCCUCUCUUGGGGUGCAACGAAGAGUCGUCUCUAUUCAGGCUCAUCAGACGGCAUUGUAAAGGUUUGGAACCCGUAUCGAGCUGAGAAUUGUGCCCACAUAUCCGACAUAGAUGUGCCGCGCCAGCAUCGUUCAGCUGUGAUGUCAGGCGCAUUUAGCCCAGAUCAUCGCGAGCUGCUCAUCGGUACGGAGAACGGGCGAAUAAAUGCGUUCAUGAUUGGAGGAGGUGCUGUGCACAAGGCAAAACAGUUCAAGCUUCACACUGCUCCUGCGCCACAGCAAGAGAACGAGAGCUUGCACGAUCUGGCAAGCGCUCUGGCCGAGUCCGACACUAUCGUCUUCCGCCCUUGCGGCGCCAUGCCAAUCAUUCAGGCAGUGCAAGGACACAAUUAUCAAGGCCCGUUCCUUGCUCCCUCUGCAGAGCAAUUGGGCCAGGCAGAGCAGAAACUUCGGCAAGCGCAGGACGAGCAGAACGAUAUCGAGACACAAUUGGCAGAACAAGGCCUCAGUAACUUCGAGACCGACAGCUUGAUGAAAGCGCAGACGCGCGUCAAAGAGGCUCAGACUGCAAUUGAAGAUCUUCGAGAUCGUCUGGAUUUUGCUGAAACCUCGCGUCCCAAAGCUAGGGCAUUCCAAAAAUCUUUAGUAAAAGCAGAGAGGGAGCGUAACGCUUUGCAGGAAAAAGCAAACGAGCUCUUUGGCAGAGACGUCGAGCGAUGCACAUUGCCUUGCGCUCACCUACCUACCUCAGAAGAGCUUGAUGAUAAUGGUCGUUCGAAGCUUCGCGUUCCUGGCCUCCUAUCAUCCAUAAGCAAUCAAGGACUCGCGAGAACGCGCCUCGACGCUGAGGAUAAAGCAGAGACGUGCACCUUCUGCGAGCCGCAGAAUGCCAAGCUUACACGCGGGAAACGUACCAAGUGUCUAACAUGCAUGCUAAAGCAUCUCGGUUUAAGUACAGAGUGUGUACGAUGUUCUGCGCCGGCGCGCGUCGAGGUACAGAGCGGGAAAGCGCCACUAUGCGAGCGCUGCAACUUCACUUGCUUCAGAUGCUCGCAGCCCGUCAGCUUCUCUAGGGACACCUAUUCGAUCACGUGCGAAGCUUGUAGCAUUUCUUGGGAAGCUGGUGUUUUAGGUUACGAAGUUGUGAACUUCCCAAGACGCGAAAGCUCAACUCAGAACAAAGUCGCGCAGGACGACUCUUACGACGAUGACGACUUUGGUCGCUUGGAAAUAGAGCGGUUGGCAUCGAGAUUCGAAGUUCAAGAGGAAGACUCAUACAAUGCAUAUUGA